This is a messenger RNA of Odocoileus virginianus texanus, 6560 nucleotides long. NCBI's taxonomy places the organism in Eukaryota, Metazoa, Chordata, Mammalia, Artiodactyla, Cervidae. The record is from RefSeq and is a predicted model, not a curated record.
UGGCAGGAGGAAACGUGGGCGGGAAAGAGCGUUCCCGGUUUAGUUGAAUUUCUCGCUUCUGUGGUCCUUUUCUUUGAAAAAGUGGAUAAUUUGGGACUGGAUUGCUUCUUUUGAAGCGGUUCUCCGAGUUGCCGACAGAUUCAUUCCCAAGUUGGUCUGUUUUCCCUGCCUACUUCCACUUCAUUGAGUGUCUGUUUUUCCUUCCCAUCUUUUUGUUGUCUAUUUUUACCCUUAGGAGACUCAACAGAAUUCGUACUAUCCAGAGGGUGUGUGGUUCAGAUAAUGUAAUCACCCAAAGUUGGUUUCCAACUUUGCCACAUAUUUGUUUGUGCGUCCCGCCCCCCCAAGAGGCUUUGCGCUCUUCUCGGCCUUGGGUUCCCUCGGCAACCGCUCAACAGAUCCCUAGGCAACCGCUCAACAGACAGUCCGGGGAGGCGGCUGCGGCCAACCGGUGGGGUCUGCCGGGGUCUGCUGAGGCCAGUGUUUUGUAUUAUGACUUCUCAAGAGAAGACAGAAAAGCAUCCUUUUUUGGACAUAUUUAAUGAAGAUGAAGCUGACAUAAACUUUAUGUUGUCUAAACCUGUUUGCUUUGUUGUAUUUGGGAAACCAGGGGUUGGGAAGACAACAUUAGCCCAACAGAUAACACAGGCAUGGAAAUGUAUUCGUGUAGAAGCUUUACCCAUUUUGGAAGAACAGAUUGCCAGUGACACUAUAACAGGAGCUAUGUUGCAGUCACUGCUGGUCAGUGGCCAAAGCAUUCCAGAUGAACUUGUCACAAAGUUAAUGUUGGAGAAGCUGAACUCCUCAGAAGUCUCUCACUUUGGCUAUAUUAUCACUGAAAUACCAUCACUUUCACAGGAUGCCAUGACUACUCUGCAGCAAAUAGAAUUAAUUAGAAAUUUAAAAUUGAAACCUGAUAUUAUAAUCAAUAUUAAGUGCCCUGACUAUGAUUUAUGCCAAAGAAUUUCGGGGCAAAGGCAGCACAGUAGUACAGGAUACAUAUACACAAGAGAUCAGUGGGAUCCUGAAGUCAUUGAGAAUCGUCGGAAAAAGAAGAAAGAAGCCCAAAAGGAAGGAAAAGGAGAAGAGGAGGGGGAAGAGGAAGAAGAGCAAGAAGAAGAAGAGACAGUUGUGGAUCGACUUAAAUAUCUGAACCUGAAAAGAGCAGCUGUUAUAACCAAACUUCAAAGUACAGAGGAAGAUAUUAAUGACACAAUGGAAAAUGAUGAACUGUUCCGUACUCUCGCAUCUUGUAAACUUAUUGCACCAAGAUAUAGAUGGCAGAGAAGCAGAUGGGGACGUACAUGUCCUGUAACUUUAAAAGAAGGUAACAUUUUUCAAGGAUUGCCAGAUUUUUCUGUGAGUUUUCUAGGUAAAAUGUACUGUCUUUCAUCAGAAGAAGCAUUAAAAACAUUUCUAUUGAACCCACGUCCCUAUCUUCUUCCACCUAUGCCAGCACCACCAUUUAAAGUAUUCAUAUUGGGACCUCAGUCUUCAGGGAAAACAACACUCAGCAAUUUGCUUGCAAAACAUUUCAAAGGAAAGGUAAUUGACUAUGAUAAAGUAAUUCAACCACGUUUUGAUAAAGCCCUUGAAAUGUUAACCAGAAACACUAUAGCGGAGGCCACUGAAGCAGCCAUUAAAGUUGUCAAAGAACGGCUUCUCUUAGAACUACAAGCUAAAAGAGCUCAGUCAAUUUCAAAAGAACUUCAAGAAGAAUCUGAAAGGAAGGAAAGGGAAAUCCCAAAGGAUGGAUAUAGAAGUACAGAAGAAUUGCAGUCGUCACUUGAUGAAGAUGUGCUCGCUUUUGAAUCCCAAAGAGAAAGCUCUUUAGAAGACAGUGAAGAAGCCAAAAUGAAGUCAGAUGAUAAAGAUGAUGAAAAAGAAAUAAAUGAAAUGUUUACACUUCAAAGAAGUCAGCAAGACUCUAGUCGAGAUCUAAAGAAGGAUUCCAGAAAAGAUGUAACGGACUAUGAGAUAGAAGAGGUAACUGCUGAUCAUCCAGAAGUUCUUUCCAUAAUAGAUGAAACAGUAAAAAUGGCAAAGGAUAUGAACUUUGAACAGCCACAUGAAAAAAUUGCUGAAAUCUUAGAUGAAGUUCUCCAAGAGGUAGCUGAAGAAAACAGGAACAGGUUUUAUGGUGCCCCCAAAUAUGGCGGAUGGAUACUGGACAACUUCCCUCUUAUGAAAGACCUCUGGAUGGCCUUAGUCGACAAAGGAGUUCUACCCGAUUUGGUCAUCUGUUUAUCAGACACAGAAAACAAUGGAAAAUAUUUAUAUAAUAGACUGUAUUUAAAGAAUAAACAAGAAAUUGACUCUAAGAUUUUAGAAAGAUUAUUAGAUGAACUACUAAAGGAAAGAAAAGAGGAAGAAGCAACAAGAAAAGUCAAGGAAGAGGCAUUGAGAAUAGAAGAAGAAAAUCGAAAGCUAUUGGAAGCUCUGGCUGCAAAAGCAAAAGCAGAAGAAGAUGAAGCUGAGGCUUUUGAGGAUAUUGAAGGUGAGGAGUCUGAACUUCACGAAGGGUCUGAGGCCCCUGAGGUUGCUGAGGAGACCAGGGGGGUCUUACACAAAGAGUCUGACCUUUUUGAAGUCCCAGAAACAGAACGCGAAUCAGUAUCUGAGCCUCCUGAGGAUGCUACAGUUGGAGCAGAAUUUCCAAAAGGAUCCGGAGAGGGCCUGGAAACUAAAGAAUUACCUGAAACAGUUCUACUACCUGAAUUUCCAGAAGAUGGUUAUCCUGAUGUUCCUGAAAUGGAUUCAAUUAGAGAGAAUGUCAGCUCUUUCUAUGCUGCGUGGAAACAGGUGGAAACAGCUAUCGGUGACUCUUCUACUCAAAUUUUAAACCUGGAGAUUGCUGGCAAAACUCCAGAGGAACUACUUCAAAAAGUCGUUGAAAUUAUGGAAAAACCCUUUCACCAUGCUGGUUGGGAAUUAACUAUGGAAGAUUAUGAUGAAGAAACAGAAGACUAUCAGGCUGAAGCCGAUGUCGAUGAGGAGUUAGAAGAGGAAGAAGAGGAAGAGGAAGAGAAUGAAGAUAUAAUUAAGGAGAAGAGAAGGCAUUUGGGAGAUACAAAGCACUUCUGUCCAGUGGCUCUCAAAGAAAACUUCGUCCUACAACCAGGCAACCCAGAAGAAGCAGCUAAAUAUCGAGAAAAGAUCUAUUACUUUUCAAGUCCUGAGGCUAAAGAAAAGUUUUUGGAGCAACCUGAGGAGUAUGUGGCUCAUGAUGAACCAUUAAAGGCUCCACCAUUAAGAAUAUGCCUUCUCGGCCCCCAUGGCUCUGGCAAAACUGUCUGUGGAAGACAGCUGGCAGAAAAAUUGGGCAUUUUUCAUAUUCAGUUUGAAGAAUUUCUUCAAGAAAAACUAAUGCUAAAAACUGAAAAGAAAGUUGGACCUGAAUUUGAGGACGAUUCUGAGGAUGAACAACUUGUAAAACAAGAACUUGAAGAGCUUGCAAUUAAGGCCAAUGUUACAAUUGAGGAAGAAAAUACAAAGAAGCUGCCUCAGGAAGUGCAACUUACAGACGAAGAAGAAGCAAUCAGAUUAAACCUAACAGAAAAUGAGCCAUUGCCUCCUGAAAUCCUUGAAGCAAUUCUUUCUGAGUGGUGGUUUAAGGAACCCAUAUGUUCCACAGGUUUUAUAUUAGAUGGUUUCCCACGGUAUCCAGAUGAGGUCCAGUUCCUGGGGGAACAUGGGCUUUUCCCAGAUGCUGCUGUGUUUAUACAAGUUGAUGAUCAAGAUAUUUCUGAUCGCCUCCUUCCUGUCCAAAUUGGAAAGUGGAAAGUGAAACAAAACAAGAGAUUGGAAAGGAAAAAACUCAUCAAAGAAAUGAAGGAGAAAAUCAAGGAUGAUAUGAUUGCUAAAAGAAGGGCUGAACUUAUAACUGAGAGAGAAAAAAGAAGGAAAGGAGGAGUGACUGUUAGAGAAGAUGAAGACAUGAGUGAGGAAGAACCUGAUAACGAUGAAGAUGAUAUUGAUAACAUUCUCGAAGAUGAAUUUCCAAAAGAUGAGGAAGUGAUGAGUGAGGAAGAGGAAGAGCAGGAAAUUGAUGCUCUCGAACGCCUAAGGGGUGAACUCGGAGAAAAAUUUGAAGCAGAUAUGAGUAAUUUACAAAUAAUACAGGAAGAAUUUGAGAAGUUUUUGAUACCAGUAAUUCUCAUUAAUGGAUCUCGAAAAAUCCACAUUGUCCAAUACACAUUGAAUACAAAACUGAAACCACUGGUAGAGAAUCGUGCAAGCAUUUUUGAGAAAUGUUAUCCAAUAUCAUCACGCCUUGCCCAGAAAAUGCUCAGCUUUACCUACAAGUAUAUAAGCUCUUUCGGCUACUGGGACCCUGUAAAGAGGCUGGAGUCCAAGAUCAUGGUGCCAGCAGGGAUGGUUUUUCUGCUAAAUGAAGGUGAGACCAUCAAACCAGUUGAAAAUUCAGAGAAUCCACUUCAUCCUGUAAUCCAUCGUCAAUAUGUUUAUUUUUUAUCUAGUAAGGAAACUAAAGAAAAAUUUAUGAAGAACCCAAUCAAAUAUAUCUGCCAACCCAAACCUAAGCCUACUAUCCCCAUUAGGAUUGCAAUUCUGGGGCCUCCAAAAUCUGGAAAAACUACAGUUGCCAAAAGUAUUUCAAGUGAAUAUGGCUUAAAGCGUUUGUCGAUAGGAGAUGCUUUGCGUUAUGUAUUAAACAACCAACCAGACACAGAGCUGGCACUUAUGCUAAAUUGGCAUCUUCAUAAAGGAAUGACAGCACCUGAUGAACUGGCUAUUCAGGCCUUAGAAUUAUCUCUGAUGGGAAGUGUAUGUAAUACCGCAGGUGUUGUCAUUGAUGGAUACCCUGUAACUAAGUAUCAAGUGAGUCUCUUAGAAGCUAAGUCAAUCAUCCCCAUGAUUAUCUUUGAGUUGGAUGUGCCUUCCAAAGAGAUUUUCAGAAGAUUGCUCCUGGAAAAAAAAAAGGAGUCAAGUUUGCCUUAUCCAUUGCACAACAGCUCACAGAUUAUAGCUGUCAAGAACUCAAGGUACCACAAAAAUAUUGGUGAGAUUAGGCAAUAUUAUGAAGUACAACAUCAGAACUGGUAUGUGAUUGAUGGCUUUCACAGCAAGUGGUGGAUAUGGAAUGAAGUCAUUAACAAGGUUAAAAUGGUGAAUAAAUACAUGCAGAUAUAUAUGGAAAGAAUAAAAGCAGGAAAAGCCGCCUGCAUUGACAAGUUAUGUAUCUCACCCGAAGAACUGAUUUCUCGCCUGGGCGAAUUUGGACAGUUCUGCCCCGUCAGCCUGGCAGAAUCAUAUGAAUUAGUUGAUUGCUCUUUAAAUGAUUCCUUGGAAUUUGCAGCAGAGUUCAGAGGGCACUAUUAUAAAAUGAGUUCUCUAGAGAAACUGAAUAAAUUUUUGGACAAUCCAGAAUUGUAUGUACCUCCAUUAGCACCUCAUCCACUCCCACCUACCGACAUGAUCCCCAAGAGGCUGACACUGUCAGAGCUGAAGAGCCGGUUCCCUAAGUGUGCUGAGCUCCAGGGUUAUUGUCCAGUGACUUAUCAGGAUGGCAGACAAAGAUACGAAGCCCUAGUACCUGGUAACAUUCACUAUGCUUUAGAAUAUCGUGAUCGUAUAUAUAUCUGUGAGAGCAAAGAAAAACUUCAGAAAUUUUUGAGGUCGCCACACAAAUACUGGAAUCAGAAGCUUCCUUACAAACUUCCCCCGUUGAAGGAACCAAUGUAUCUCACCAGUCUGCCUUUGCCUGGAUAUCUGGAACAGGGUAUUGCAACUGCUCUAAUUAAAGCCAUGAAUGCAGCAGGAUGCUUAAAGCCCAAAUUCCCCUUCUUAAGUGUACAGAGAUCUGCGCUACUUUAUAUAGCACUUCAUCUGAAAGCCUUUAAUCCCAAUAGUUCUGAAUAUACAAGAAAAAAAUACAAGAAGAAGAUGGAGCAGUUUUUGGAGAGAUGUGAACUCAUUACAUACCUGGGUGCCAAGAUGACCAAGAAAUACAAGGAACCUCAGUUUAGAGCCAUUGACUUUGAUCAUAAAUUGCAGACCUUUCUCUCUCUCAGAAAUAUAGACCCAGUCAAUGGUUAGAAUGUUUGCAUAACUGCACCCAGAAUCCUAAGAGUUACCUGAAAGGGAUUAAAGGAAAUUGAAAAUCUGGGCCUCCCUGAUGCACUUUUCCUUCCUGAGUGAUACGCCUUGGCUUCUAGACUUCCAAUGAAUUCAGAGCUCUGCCAGCCAGGAAGGAGUACUCUUCUCUAAGCCUAAGUUCUCAUAUACUUGUAAAGUUUAUUGCUCUUUGCCUGAACUUUGAUGCUUCAACAAAAGUUAUUCCAUUGAGAAUAUUUAGGUAACGUAUUUGACUUAAUGAAUCCUUUGUUCAUUUUCCUUUUUAAUAUUUUUAUUAGAGAAGUCCAUCUCUGUUAAAGAAACUUAGGCAGUAAAUGUUAGAGAGCUUCAAGAAAAGAAUUAACAUUGCUAUAAAUAAAAUAGAAAUAUUGGUUACACUUUUAACUUAAAGAGUUGUUUGUAAACUUUGUGAACCUAAAGACACUUUAUCACUUUCCCAACAAAAUAAAUGGAUUUAGAGACAA